This is a messenger RNA of Rodentolepis nana, 3060 nucleotides long. The record is from the annotation of a GenBank genome assembly. NCBI's taxonomy places the organism in Eukaryota, Metazoa, Platyhelminthes, Cestoda, Cyclophyllidea, Hymenolepididae.
AUGAGUGUUAAUGGGUCAAAUACUUUGCGCCGGCUAGGUGCUAAAUCAGCAAAUACCGGUGCAAUUGAUGAGGAAGGAUUUCGGCAUUCCUUUUCGACUGUUUCCUCUCUUCCUAUAUACUCUUCUCGCGAUCUCUCAGAAUAUAUGACUAAAAUUAAGGAUUCAGUCUCCGCUCAUUCAGAAGACUGGGAGCGACGUGUAAAUGGACUUAAAGAUUUGCGCAACGUAGUUGCCAGUGGUGGCCAUCAGAUGGAUGAUUUCCCAGCCCUCCUCCGCACUGUUGAAGCCCCGGUUCUCUCCUGUAUUCAAGAUCUUCGAUCGCAAGUUGUCAGAGAAGCUUGCAUAACUGUUGCAUAUCUAUCCCAAGAAAUUGGCGGCAAAUUCGACCAUUUUGCAGAGCAUACCUUUGCAUCCCGUGUUCUACCCAUUAUCAUCGGUGGAUUACAAUCAAAAUCAAAUGUUGUUAGGAAAAACGUCUGCAUGUUCCUGAAUCCCAUCUUUCAGUACUGGCCCGUACACGUUUUAGAAAGACAUAUGGGUAUAAUUCAAGAGGCUCUGCGAAAAGGAGUUGCUGACGCUGAUCAAGACGCUCGUUCCGCCACGAGAAAUGCCUUCAAGACUUUUGCUGAGAAGUUCCCCGACCAGGUAGAGCCAGUUUUACGAAAUAUGGACCCAGCGAAGCGUAAGGCAAUCGAGCGUUCACUGGCUUCAAAUGGAGUCGACGAUCAGUCAAGUGUGGCGAGUGGCACUAGCAGUCGAACAACUAGUCAAACCAGCCUGGCUACAGCUGGAUUAACAGGAACGGUCAAACGCACCACUAGACCUGCAAUGGGCACCUCUGGUCUGGGAAAUACUGCUCGAAGGCCCACUGUCACGGGAACUGGAGCCUAUAUGUCCGAAUUGGCACGAAAAAACCUUGGCGCCUACGGAGAAGCUCGUUCCCGGAUGGGCGCUGGCAAAGUCUCCAUGUCGCAACCCACGGAUAAAACAAGUUAUGAAUAUGGAGACCACACUGAAGACGGUGAUGAUACACCCCCUGCUAGUCGGGAGACUUCUCCCCUACGAACACCCUCAGAAGUGGACUUCAGUACCGGCUCCACAGCUUCAGCCGUUGCAAAGGCCUAUGCGAAGACGAUCAGUUCCACUUUAAAUCGCCGAAAGCCUCUGGGUUAUGGAACUGCUGCUCGGGCUCCGAGGAAAAUAUCGAGAAGUGGGCUUAAUAGUCAAGGCGCUUCUCGAGAAGCUUCGCCCAGUUCUGCUGUCAGUGCUACUGCUCCGUAUAAUACUUAUAGUGCAGUUGGCACAGCCAACAGACCAUCCCUAACUUCAAUGAGUGAUGCUGGAUUUUCUCAGUUCAAGAGUGCCUAUUCGCGUCGUCAGUAUGAGUCAGACGAUAAUGCUAGUGAGACAUCAUCCUUGUGCUCAGAACGAUCUGGCCAGUCGAUGCCCGUCUAUCGUCGCAAUCAUAUGCGUCCCAUUGCCGGAAUUGGUGAUAUAAUUAAACUCCUGAGUAGUUCUCAGUGGUCUGAGAAGAAGGAUGGCCUGCUCAACUUAAAGGAGUACCUCCGAUCAGGCCAAACUUUGAGCCACCAAGAAGUGGUACGUGUGGCGGAAGUCCUCAGUGUCAUUUUUGGUGAAUCAUCAAGCAAAGUCAUUACCCCCUUUAUGGAGACCCUCCAACUCUUUAUCAAGGGCUAUAAUCAAUACCUCCAUGAGUGGAUCUAUAUUGCAAUGGUGCGUUUAUUUAAUCGUCAGGGCCAGGAAGUCCUCUCCACACAUCAAAAGUCUAUCUCUGAUACUCUCGCCGUUAUUCGAUCUCAUUUCCCACUCAAUCUCCUCUUUGCCUGUUGCUGCCGUUUUAUAAUUGAUGACGCAAUGUCUCCAACACUCAAGGUCAAAGGUCGAGUUCUAGACUACCUGAAAGAUCUCCUGGUUAUGAUGCCUGUUGAUGCUAUCAGUAAUCCCACCCCAGAAAUGGUCAAGAGUAUCAUUCGCAUCAUUACCUGGUCCACGGAACCCAAAUCAGCUGACGUUCGACGUACGCCACCUACUUGCGAUAUUACUGAGGAAACAAUACCGCUGGCAAGUCGCGUUGUGAUAAAACUCUCCCACCUGAACCCAGCUGCUUUCAGUAGUAUGGUUCAGAUGAUGCCUAAGACCACACAGGAUCAAGCGGCCAAGUUGUUGAAAACUUACGCAAAGACCUCAACAGGUAGCAACUCCGGUGUCUCCUAUGAUGCAACUUCCCCCGAUGGUGCACGCACUGCAUCGCGUUUGCCCAAACCAAUAACGGGCAAUGGUACAAGACCCUUCAGUCCCAUCACAGAGACCUGCGUGCCUGGUGUGGCUCACGAGGCUCCCGUGAAUCAAUUCUCACCUCCAGGAGGGCCCAAGAAUCGAUCUGUUAGUACCCCCGAUGGUCACACGGCUGGACUUGUAGCUGAAUGUGGAGGUCAAAUGCAAGCACCACCGCCUCCGCCCUAUUCGGCCAAUCUACCAAUAGGAGGACAGAACGGUGAUGGAAGUCAUCAUUACUUCCCUGUUGCGGCUUGUCCCGGAAAUAUGAACAGUGUGCCUCAGUAUAGCCAACAGAACUCGUAUCCUCCUGGCAAGAGUCCUCAACCACAACAACAACAGCAGCAACCACCAUCUCUAUUUAGCGGAAUGACCAACGAUCAAAUGCCACCUGAAGAUGCUAUCACAGAAAUUUUGCAGGAACUUUCCAACUACAAUGACAGAUAUGAGCAGCGCAAGGCAUGCAUGCUGAAACUGAUUAAAUUACUUAGAGAUGGAACUAUUCAAACCUGGGAGGAGCAUUCGAAACCCACUUUGUUGAUUCUACUGGAGUCUCUCUCGGAUGCAUCGAGCGAGACUCGGGCCCUGGCCCUGAGAGUAUUGCAGGAACUGGUGCGCACCCAGGGUGAACUCAUAAGUGACUACGCAUGUCUCACUGUCAUGAAGAUUCUCGAAGCUUGCAAUGACACUGACAAGGGGGUAAGCGCGUUUUUAUCUUUCAUUACCAUUUGUUUGCUUGCGUUUAUUGGUAUUAUUAUCCUAUAA